UUUGAAAUCACCAGUUUCACUAACAUUCAACCUUCAAAACUUUCCUUAAUUACAAAGUCAUGGCUGACAUCUUGUUCGUUAGUAAUCUAGCCGUGAAAGCCGGGAAGAUGAUUGAAGCUGGCUUCUCAAAAAGUAUUCCGUAUGACAAGAAAGAAUCAUAUGCUGACUUGGUAACUGAAGUGGAUAAAGCUGUCGAGAAUUAUAUCUGUCAAGAAAUCCUUUCAUCGUUCCCUACUCACAAAAUUAUUGCAGAGGAAGGGUAUUCUGGAAACGCCGAGCUUACUUGUUCGCCUACAUGGAUAAUCGACCCGAUUGAUGGAACCUCAAACUUUGUUAGCAGGUUCCCUUUUGUUUGCGUUUCAAUUGCUUACUAUGUUAACAAAGAGCCCGAGCUAGCUGUUGUUUAUAAUCCGAUAUUGAAAUGGCUGUUUCAUGGAAUUCGUAAUCAAGGAGCAUUUCUGAAUGACAAACAAAUUCAUACAUCAAAACUUCAGGAUCUGUCUCAGGCUUUGGUUUUGACCGACUGGGGAGGUGACCGAAAUCCAAGUGUUUUAGAUAUUAAGUCAAACAAUAUUCGCCAAAUAAUAUCGAAAGCUCGUGGUAUUAAUUGCCAAUAUUGCGCCUGUAGUGUGAAAUCCAGGAGCUUUUCAAGUUACGAAAGUCUGAAAAUCAUGUCAGAUCAUUCAGCUUGAUUUUUUUCGAAAAUUAGCAUUGCCGAAAUUAGUUGUUGGUAUUUCAAACGUAAAACUAUUGUUUGAAAGUUAUUUGAUUGAGUAAUUUUUUAUUUUGCAACUUAGAGUGCGCACCAUGGGUUCAGCAGCUUUGCAUAUGUGUCAGAUUGCUGCCGGUAAUGGUGAUAUAUUUUUCGAAUUUGGAAUUCACUGUUGGGAUUAUGCCGCAGCUGUAUUGAUUGUUCGUGAAGCAGGAGGUUUUUGUUGUAAUUUUGACGGUAAACCUGUAGAUUUAAUGGCGAGAAAUGUUAUAUGUGCGGGAACUCCAGAACUAGCUAACGCUCUUAUUCCUCUUAUUCAACCAGUUGGUUACGCGAGAGACUGAUAGAAGAAGCAGAAUCACGCAAAUAUAUCUAUUGAGGAAAAAGGAGCCAGAGACAAUCAAAAUUUAGAAUUUUUCAUUUAUUUGUUGAUUCUUUUAAUCUGUUGGCUAGUUUUUUCCAUGUGUUUAUUUACGUUCAAAAAGGUUCAAUGAAAGUUGUACCUUUGGUCUUAGAAAUGCCGUUGUGAUUCCUUCUUUACUUCUUCAAUGCAGCAUUUAUUUUCACUUGUAUGUGUGUAUGUCUAUUUAUCUAUUGAGUGUUUAUCGAAAAAAAAGAAAUAUGUGCAUAGAUGAAAGAACUCAAAGAGCUGUUAUAUUACAAUAAUUAGUAGUGUUUAGUUUUAAAUGUUUUUCCCACUUUCCUUUCUACUAAAAUCGGAUUAUUUUUUCUCACAGCUCAGAAGUUGGUUACUAUUUUCCUAUUGAUACACGCCUUUUUCCGUUCCUGUUGAGUUUUUUCUCAAGAAGUGUUUUUUAAAGCGGUCUCCUCUUUGGAUGACAAACCAGUCACAUUUUAGAAUACAACUAUGCUUGUUUCUUGUGUUUGACUAGAUGGCGUCUCGCUUGAAUUUUCAAACAAAUUUGGAUAAACCAUAAGA
This is a messenger RNA of Schistosoma bovis, 1652 nucleotides long. The record is from the annotation of a GenBank genome assembly. Lineage: Eukaryota; Metazoa; Platyhelminthes; Trematoda; Strigeidida; Schistosomatidae.